This is a messenger RNA of Thrips palmi, 943 nucleotides long. RefSeq lists its product as uncharacterized. The record is from RefSeq and is a predicted model, not a curated record. NCBI's taxonomy places the organism in Eukaryota, Metazoa, Arthropoda, Insecta, Thysanoptera, Thripidae. The transcript is spliced from 3 exons. Bases 128 to 805 code for a protein of 225 amino acids.
UUAUGAGAAAUUGAUGUCUACGAUGAAAUGACCGUCAACAUUCAGAGCAAAGGUUAUGUUUACAGUGGUCCGUAUGGACGUUUGACGUCUCAGGAAUUGCCCUGCCCUGUUUUGAAGAUUAGUCAAGAUGAACAGAAGCCCCUCUGUCAUUGCGUUUGUGUGUCGCUGCCGAAAGGCGUUCGUUCCAUCGCUGCCAUCUCAAACUCACAGAUAUAACCGAUGUUUAAGUGUGCCAAAUCAGAGACGCUUUUUCGCCUCCAGCAGCAAUGAACAUAAUAUGAGGGAUUGUUUCCCAAAGCUGCCUAUAGAAGCGCCUGCCAUGUUCACUAUGGACUUGGCCCAGAGGCAAUUCAAACAAUUGACGUGGGCUGAAGGAAAUCGUCUAGACGUGGAAAAUGUCCUUACCACUAACGCUACAGCAGAGAAGGUUUUAAUGUUUGUCUCUGAAUGCGUGGCUAAGAAUGAAUUUGAAGUUUUAAAGGAAAAACUCAGCCCUGAAGCAUUGGAGAAAGCUCGCUCAAUAGCAACAUCAGAGUCCGAAACUGAUAACUUAAUUUUCAAAGGAACUUCUAAACAUUUGUUCUUUCAAUCAGAGACACGUUUCUUUACUCCAUGGGUCUUUACUGCUGAAAGAUGCGAUAUCAUUUUAACAUACCUUGGUUUAUUGGCUAGUAAACAGCGGCAAAGUUUGUGGGGCAUCACUUUGGUCAUAAGAAAAAGCGAAGAUGGCGACUUUUCAGAAGAUUUUGAUGUGACUGACUAUUUCUUUAAAACUGAAGUAUUUGAUUCAAACCAUGACGCUUAAGAACAAGAAUCAACUUGAAGCAGGUGAAGCAAACCAUUAGCAUUAAGCCUUGAUUUUGUAUGCUUAAAAUGAAACUGGAUGAAUAUUUGUGUAGGUUAAUUUAGUUUUAGAAUUAAAUUGUUUCGUAUGAAAUCUUGA